GCAGACAGGGCAAAAGUUAACUAGCUCCGGGAUUAUCAGUGAAAUCAAUCCGAAUAAUGGUAAUCUGUGAGAUUGAGUUCUUCAAUAAUCCCCAGGGGAUUUUCUAUGCGGGCCAGCUGAUUUCCGGACAGGUGGUAAUCAAAACGGAGAAGGCGAAACCAGUUAAAGCCGUGGUUCUCCAAAUCAAAGGAUAUGCCGAAACCCAUUGGACCGAUACCGAAUACGAUCCGGAGGAUCAGUCGAACGGAGAAUCAUUCAACGGACAUGUGGACUACCUGGCCACAAGGGCUUAUCUGCACGGAUCUAGCUCCAGCAUAGAGGUGAUUAUUGAGCCCGGCACGAGCACAUAUAGAUUCGCCUGUCAGUUGCCCAUCACAUGUCCAUCUUCUUUCGAGGCGACACUCGGGCGGAUACGUUAUUUGGUGAACGUGAGGUUCGUGCGUCCGUGGAAACACGACCAGAACUUCAAUCGAUGUUUCACUGUACUCAAAGUGAUGGACCUAAACUCCGCGAGCCUGAUGUUGAGGAUACCCAGCCAAGUUGAGUCACAGCGCACUUUCUGCUGUUUUCCCUGUCGUUCGUCGCCCCUCAGUAUGCGCCUCUCCCUGCCGCAGGGUGGCUUUGUGCCAGGACAGACUGUACCGGUGGAAGUAAUGGUCUCCAACGAAAGCGGCGUGGCGGUGGAGGACAUAACCGUGAAGCUUGCCAUGGUGGUGAUCUACUACAGUCAACCCCCGUGCGCGGAGACCAACAAGGAUCGGUUCGUGAUGGUCCAGAAAACUGGCGAGGGCGUGUCGUCGAAAUGCCGCAAGCAGCUAACUUUUGAUCUUACGGUCCCAGCCACUCCGCCCACAUGCUUCAAUCUGUGCAGCAUCAUUCAGAUCGGCUAUCAGGUGGAAGCAGAGGCCAGGGUCAAAGGUUGUCAUGGAGGUCAGACGCUUCACAUGCCCAUAACCAUUGGAAGCGUCCCAUUGACGAAGCAACUGCAGAAAGAGCCAAAGAUUUGGGGCGAGGACCCACUGCCCCAGCAAUUAGAUGCCACGGCAUUAGUUUUGAUUGCAAACGAAGCAGCUGGGGAACCUCUUGGCCCUCCAACUCCUUGGGCAGCAGAUCCAUCUGUUGCUCCGCCGAAUUAUGUCGCAGCCAAACAUAUCUGUCCGGAUCCACAAAAGUGCUCAAAGUCAAAAAGGAAGUCUCAGAAAAUAUCUGGUAAAGGGUCACAAGACAAGAAAAGGGAAGAAAUUACGUUUACUCCGCUGUACGGCAUCUUUGAUCUGUCAAAUCAAACCGACGAAAUGAUUCUGAGACCCAAUCAAAAGAAGACUGAUGGCGGAUAUGUCAAUGAAGAAGUAGAUAAGAGCACUUGGCUUUAAAAAUAAUUGAAAUUGAAUAUACAUAUUUUUUAAAUUAUAAAUAAAAUAUUCAAAUAAAUCAU
Molecule: messenger RNA, 1435 nt
Organism: Drosophila takahashii
Lineage: Eukaryota; Metazoa; Arthropoda; Insecta; Diptera; Drosophilidae
Product: arrestin domain-containing protein 17
Biological process (GO): protein transport
Cellular component (GO): cytoplasm
Source: RefSeq, a predicted model, not a curated record